This is a messenger RNA of Prunus armeniaca (apricot), 2910 nucleotides long. The record is from the annotation of a GenBank genome assembly. Lineage: Eukaryota; Viridiplantae; Streptophyta; Magnoliopsida; Rosales; Rosaceae.
AUGCCUCACAGAACAACUUACUUCUUCCCGAGGCAAUUCCCGGAUCGCAGGUUCGAUUCGUCUUCCAAGCAGCUGUUGCAAGAAGAUCACAACGAUCACGAGAAGCGCAAAGACAGCGACGCUUUUGAAAAUGGAGAUCAUGAUCAACAACACCAAAAGGUGCCCAAAACUGCCACCAACAACUUGUACAAAUCAUCAGCUGCUUCCAGAGAUGACAGUGCGCCGCCCGAUAUUCAGUACUUCACGGGCGGCCACCAGAAGAAGCCACAGUUGGCGGCUUUCUGCGACUGGUUCCUCCAAGACAAGAAGAAGGGUCCCAGCGCUCGAUCCAAGUCCAGCGCUGGGCAUAACCUGAGGGCUACGAGGCUGUCGUCAUCCUCGAUCUCCUCGUGCCACCUGGUGGAUGAGGAUCGGGAGCUGUUGAUCCCGCAGCCUCAUCAUGAUGAUCAUGAUUACCACCAUGAGGCUGCUGCUCCGCCGCAGCCGCCGGAGUCGUCUACCACGACGACGCUCAAGGACAGGAGCGUUGACCGGAACUUUGACCGGCAGGUGUCGCUGCCGAGGGUGUCGAGCGGGAGUAGCUACGCGGGGAGCUUGUUCUCUGGAACGACGACGUUGGAUGGGAACUUCUCCGGGGAUGUUAAGGACUCGUCGGCCACGACGAGGCAUAUGGAGGAGGAGGAGGAGGAGAGUAGUAAAGUGAGUUUGGUGCAGAGGUAUAAAGAGAGCUAUUAUCUGCAGCUUCUUUUGGCUAAGAGGCUUAGUUCUCAUGCUACUCUUGGUAGUGAAUCAUUGCUCUUGCAUGAGAGUGCUGCACUUGAGGUUUCCGAUGCUGAAACGGUGUCGUAUCGGCUCUGGGUUAGUGGCUGUUUGUCAUACAAUGAAAAGAUAUCUGAUGGUUUCUACAACAUUUUGGGAAUGAAUCCAUAUCUAUGGGUGAUGUGCAAUGAUGUCGAGGAAGGUAAGCGAAUACCGUCCUUGACGUCGCUUAAAGAAAUUAAACACGGUGAGACGUCAAUGGAGGUUGUUCUUGUUGAUAAACAAGGGGAUUCUCGCCUGAAGGAGCUUCAAGAUAAAGCACAUGAACUUUCAUGUGCUUCAGAGAAUACUUUAGUGUUGGUGGAGAAACUUGGCAAGCUUGUUGCCAUUUACAUGGGGGGUAAUUAUCCUGCGGAGCAAGGAGAUCUGCACAUGCGUUGGAAAGUGGUUAGCAAGAGAUUGAGGGAUUUUCAUAAGUGUACUGUGCUCCCCAUUGGCAGCCUAUCAAUGGGGCUUUGCAGGCAUCGCGCCAUUCUUUUCAAGAAAUUGGCAGACCACAUAGGUUUGCCUUGUCGGAUAGCUCGUGGUUGCAAGUAUUGUGUGGCAGAUCAUCGGUCUUCUUGUCUUGUCAAAAUUGAAGAUGACAGGCAGUUUUUGAGGGAAUAUGUGGUUGAUCUAGUUGGGAAACCAGGAAACCUCCAUGGUCCAGACUCCUCAAUAAAUGGAGGAUCUCUUUCUACGAUACCUUCACCAUUUCAAAUUUCUCAUCUAAAAGAAUUCCAACAACCUUACAGGAAAAAUGGAUUAUGUUGCCAACUUACAAACUCAAAGCACACACGUGCUCCUCCCGAAGAUCCAUUCUAUUCAGGCGGUGGGGAGGGAGGUCAGGUCAUCACGGAAAGCAGUUUGCUUCCAGUUGAUCAAACUAAAUUUGGGAUGGAAUCUUCUCUGAUGCCUUUGGAGUUGAAAGGAAAUGCUCAAAAUUGCCUUCUUCAAAGUACCAUGCCAUCUUGUGUCCAGGGUGAUGCUUCUCAAGCUCUUGAUGUUGCGCCUGCUGCUGCUGCUGCUGUGGCAUCAUUAGAGGAAUCUGCUAGACUUGGCGAAGAAAAUAUUGUUGUACAACAAGCGUACAGAAAGGAGAUUGUUGUAUCAAGAAGUCAGGUUAUAAGCAACAGUGUCAAGCAACCUGAAGUAUGUGUGUUCAAUCAAUCAGAGAUAGAGGGGGUUCAUGGUGAACUUGUGAAACAAGGUAGAAUUACUGCUGUGACUAUCCCCAGGUACUUGAAUCUUGAACCCUCUCUUGCAAUGGACUGGCUUGAGAUCUCAUGGGACGAGUUAAAUAUCAAAGAGCGAGUUGGAGCUGGCUCAUUUGGGACAGUGCAUCGUGCUGAAUGGAAUGGAUCGGAUGUUGCUGUCAAGGUGCUAACUGUUCAGGAUUUCCAUGAUGAUCAAUUGAAGGAGUUUUUACGAGAGGUUGCAAUUAUGAAACGUGUCCGCCAUCCGAAUGUAGUCCUUUUCAUGGGUGCAGUUACAAAGCGUCCACAUCUGUCAAUAGUGACAGAAUAUCUGCCUAGGGGUAGUCUAUAUCGCCUCAUACACAGGCCAGCUUCUGGGGAACUUCUGGAUCAGAGGAGGCGGUUGCGCAUGGCAUUGGAUGUGGCCAAAGGGAUCAAUUACCUCCAUUGUCUUAACCCUCCUAUCGUCCAUUGGGAUCUUAAAUCUCCCAAUUUGUUAGUUGAUAAAAAUUGGACAGCGAAGGUAUGUGAUUUUGGGUUGUCCAGAUUUAAGGCGAACACUUUCAUCUCAUCUAAGUCUGUUGCAGGAACACCCGAGUGGAUGGCUCCGGAAUUUCUUCGCGGAGAGCCCUCAAAUGAGAAGUCUGAUGUUUACAGUUUUGGAGUAAUCCUCUGGGAACUUGUAACAAUGGAACAACCUUGGAGUGGUCUUAGCCCCGCCCAGGUAGUUGGGGCUGUUGCCUUCCAGAACAGAAGGCUUGCUAUCCCAGCCAAUACUCCGCCAAUGUUGGCUUCGCUUAUGGAAUCCUGCUGGGCUGAUGAUCCUGCUCAGCGCCCGUCUUUUGCUAGUAUAGUUGAGUCCCUAAAGAGGUUGCUAAAGUCUCCUCUGCAGUUGGUACCUGUGGGCGGAAAAUGA